AUGCUCCCAUCGAGGAGGACGCAGAUGGACAGCUUAGUACAGCCUCUUGUAGCCCAGUACCUUGCCAUGGGCUGUCAAUCAAAAGACAACAACAAAAGUGAAAGUAUUGCCACGGAUGAUAAGGGGAAAGACGAUGCGAGAGGGGCUCCAGGAUGUGGCUCCAGGUCUAGAGUUUCCCCUCCAGGACGUCCUCAAAGGUUCCACAAACCUGGUCAGGUCCAGAUCCCCAUGGGGAAACCCACGAUGUCACUGGGCCAUCUUAACAAGGCCAGCUGGGAGGAGCUCAUCCAUGCUUGUUUGCAGGCCUUUGAUUCAGACGGUUACGUGUGUGAGCGAAGCCAUUUAUUGAACAUAACCUUGACCAUGCAUCGUCUCCUCAUCUCCUCCAGUGAUCUGUUGGAUAAGCUUAUAGAUUUAUUUAAAAGUGCCAUGGACAAUGAACAGCCAGGAGAGUGCCAGAGAAUAUGCUACCUCAUCAGACAUUGGAUUCAGGAAUUCUGGAUGAUGUUCAGGCUGCAUCACAGCUUGUCAGACAGCUUGGACCAGCUCCGAGAUCUGAUCAGGGAGCAGGGACAGGAGCAUCUCUGCUGCCUACUAGAGACCAAAUGGAUCAACGAGCGGGACUGGUCGUGGAAGGCCAGCCAGAAGAUGAAAGCUAACAGCAGUAAAAAGAGGAAGGUCUCGCUUCUUUUUGACCACCUGGAGCCGAUCGAACUGGCUGAGCAUCUCACUUUCCUGGAGUUUAAAUCAUUUUGCAGGAUUUCUUUUAUAGACUACCAGAAUUACAUCCGCAACUGCUGCAUGAAGGACAUCCCCGUGAUGGAGCGUUCCAUCGCCUUGUGCAACGGGGUGUCCCAGUGGGUUCAGCUGAUGGUGUUGAGCAGACCUACGGCUCAGCUCAGAGCUGAGGUUUUCACCAAGUUCAUUCACGUGGCACAGGGUUUACACCUCAUGCACAACUACAACUCGCUAAUGGCAGUGGUGGGAGGGCUUUGUCACAGCUCCAUAUCCAGACUGAAGGACACCACCUCCCAUGUACCCAAUGAGGUCAUCAAGGUUUUAAAUGAAAUGACAGAUCUGCUCUCCUCAUGCCGAAACUUUGAUAACUAUAGACAAGCGUACAACAAGUGUACAGGUUUUAAAAUCCCCAUCCUGGGCGUACACCUAAAAGACCUCAUCUCAGUGAAUGAGGCAAUGCCGGACUACGUGGAAGACAAUAAAGUCAACGUGCAGAAGCUGCAGGCCCUGUACAGCCAUAUCAACGAACUGAUGCAACUCCAGCAGAUCCCUCCCAAACUGGAUGCCAACAAGGACUUGGUCCAUCUCCUAACGCUGUCCUUGGACCUUUACUACACUGAGGAUGAAAUCUACGAACUCUCUUACGCCCGGGAGCCCAAGAACUGUAAAGCCCCUCCAGCCACUCCAUGUAGACCUCCAGUGGUUGUAGACUGGGUAUCAGGAGUGGCUCCUAAGCCCGAUCCUCGCACAAUUAGCAAGCAUGUGCAAAGAAUGGUGGACUCUGUGUUCAAGAACUACGACCACGAUGAGAAUGGCUUUAUUUCUCAAGAGGACUUUGAGAAAAUCGCCGCCAGUUUCCCCUUUUCCUUCUGUGUCAUGGACAAAGACAAAGAGGGGCUCGUCAGUAGAGAUGAAAUCACAGCUUAUUUCAUGCGGGCAAGCGUCAUCUGCUCCAAACUUGGCCUGGGGUUUGUUCAUAACUUUCAGGAGACCACUUACAUGAAGCCCACCUUCUGCGACAACUGCUCCGGAUUUCUGUGGGGUGUCAUUAAGCAAGGCUACAGAUGUAAAGACUGCGGGAUGAACUGCCACAAAUUGUGUAAGGACCAGGUGGCUUUUGAGUGCAAGAAAAACUCCAAAGUGAACAUCAACAAUAACAACACCGACAGUCCCACGCUCAGCUCUACGCCUGUUACCGCGGGAACCUCAGACGGUUCUGACGAGUGUCCUUUCCAGUACCCACUUGAUGACAGCAAAGACUGGAGUCCAGACUCUCCAGUCAGCUCACAUUUGAGGCUAAACCGGGUCCACAGUGCCACUCAGACCGACGGUCCGCCACUGUCCCCAGAAGCCUCUUGCCCUCACCCGUCUUUACUGGUACCGUCAGGGUCCACUCCAUCGGGGACGGCCCUCAGCCCGCUGCGCCAGAGGAAACAGCGACACUGUGCCAAGUGGGAAAACCGAAUUUCAGUCGUACAGAAGCCCAGGGAGCCGGAAGAAGAGAGAAAAUCCAUCACCGAAGGCCUGCAAUCAGAGAACGAGAGGCUCCAAAAAGCCAACGAAACAUUAAACAGGAAGUUGAAGGAGGCCGAGCAGGAGGUCGAGAUGUUAAAGACGCAGCUGAAGAGGCAAGCACUCCAUCCUGUGGAGGAGGACGAAUCAUCCUAG
Molecule: messenger RNA, 2406 nt
Organism: Nerophis lumbriciformis (worm pipefish)
Lineage: Eukaryota; Metazoa; Chordata; Actinopteri; Syngnathiformes; Syngnathidae
Source: RefSeq, a predicted model, not a curated record